AUGACUUCCAGCUCUACCUCCAGCAGACCUCACUCCCGAGCUCGCCGGUAUGUUGUGUCACUCCGCAGUUCCCUCGGCCACGCUCUUGCUAACCGCGCGACGAACAGACGUGCGCAUACUCCGACCCGGAACAAACGCAACCUCACAGGGACCGUCGGCCAGGCAUCAUGGAUCAGCAGCGUCGUCAACCUUCUCAACACCAUUGUCGGGGCCGGAGUCCUCGCCAUGCCUCUGGCACUCUCCCAUAUGGGUAUCGUGCUAGGAACAAUCGUUAUACUCUGGGCCGGCAUCACCGCAGGAUUCGGACUCUACCUACAAACACGAUGCGCCGCGUACCUGGAACGCGGAUCGGCCAGUUUCUUCGCGCUCUCCCAGAUCACAUACCCCAAUGCGGCGGUUAUAUUUGACACGGCGAUCGCCGUCAAGUGUUUUGGCGUGGGGGUCAGCUAUCUCAUCAUCAUCGGGGAUCUCAUGCCUGGAGUGGUGCGAGGGUUUGCGGACGAGAACAAACUCGGCGCGUUCAUGUUCGAUCGACAUUUCUGGAUCACGGCCUUCAUGCUGGUCGUGAUUCCCUUUUCCUUCCUCCGUCGGUUGGACUCGUUGAAGUAUACCUCGGUGGUUGCCCUGAUCUCGAUUGGCUACCUGGUCAUUCUGGUCGUCUAUCAUUUCGCCGCCCACGACACUCUCCCCGACGGACACUACCAGACACCGCUACGGAUCUUCAAGUGGGCCGGUGCGGUGCCAGCACUAUCGUCGUUCCCUGUCAUCGUCUUCGCAUACACCUGCCACCAGAACAUGUUCAGCAUCCUCAACGAGAUCGCCAACAACUCGCACUUCCGCACCAGCUCCGUCGUCUGCACGUCGAACGGAACCGCCGCUGCAAUUUAUAUGCUCGUCGCCAUCACCGGCUAUCUUUCCUUUGGCAAUGAAGUCGGGGGAAACAUCGUCGCCCAGUACGCCCCGUCAGUAUCCACCACCAUCGGUCAAGCCAUGAUCGUGGUUCUGGUCAUGUUCUCCUUUCCGCUCCAAGUCCACCCUUGCCGCGCCAGUGUCGACGCCGUUCUGAAAUGGCGACCGAGCAACAAACUAAAAUCUGUGCUCCGCUCUAGCCCGGCAACCCCGUCGUCCGGCGAUGCCAGUCCGCCCCGCGACACUCCGCUGCUGCACUCGGCCAAGAAGCGCGCUCCGGAGAUGGGCGAGGUGCGCUUCGCCGCCAUCACCACCACCAUCAUCGUCUUGAGUUACAUUGUCGCCAUGACCGUGUCCAGUCUGGAGGCGGUGCUCGCUUAUGUCGGCUCCACGGGAAGCACGGCCAUCUCUUUCAUCCUGCCGGGCCUGUUCUAUUACAAGAUCUCCUCGCCGGAUUCGCCUCUGCAUCAGCGCUUGAUGAAGGAAGAAGACGACUACGACCAUGACCAUGACCACGAGGACGAAGACGACGACGACCGCGCGGGCAAGUCGGACGACGAAAACGACCAGCAUGACCCCGAGGGCCAGACUCUACUGGCCAACUCCGGGAUCCUGAGUAUCGGCGCCAUCAGCAUGCUGAGACGAUCGAGGAAUUUCCGGAGGAAGUUGUUGAGGAGGUUGAGUCUCGCUCUGGCCAUUUAUGGCUUGGUGGUCAUGGUGGUGUGUUUGAUCACCAAUACUUUUUUCAUUGUUCGGCAUUAA
Messenger RNA from Capronia coronata CBS 617.96, 1671 nucleotides. RefSeq lists its product as uncharacterized. The transcript has a single exon. Gene Ontology annotation, molecular function: L-arginine transmembrane transporter activity; L-tyrosine transmembrane transporter activity; L-lysine transmembrane transporter activity. Gene Ontology annotation, biological process: amino acid transmembrane transport. Gene Ontology annotation, cellular component: fungal-type vacuole membrane. Lineage: Eukaryota; Fungi; Ascomycota; Eurotiomycetes; Chaetothyriales; Herpotrichiellaceae. The record is from RefSeq and is a predicted model, not a curated record. Bases 1 to 1671 code for a protein of 556 amino acids.